Messenger RNA from Cantharellus anzutake, 3022 nucleotides. RefSeq lists its product as uncharacterized. The record is from RefSeq and is a predicted model, not a curated record. Lineage: Eukaryota; Fungi; Basidiomycota; Agaricomycetes; Cantharellales; Hydnaceae. Gene Ontology annotation, molecular function: protein binding. Bases 113 to 2914 code for a protein of 933 amino acids. The transcript is spliced from 3 exons.
GAAAAACGAUCGGCUAUCAGAAAAACAUUCUCCUACUUGAGAGACCCGGGAAGAAUUGACGGCCUAAAGAAAGAUUUUGACAAAGCAUUGGCAUCGUUUCAGCACGAACUUAAUGACUGGCUCCAAAUUAGCGGCCAUAGAACGCCGUCUACACGAUGACAAGAUUCUCGAUAAUCUCCGAUACUUUCAUCUUGCCCAUGAUGAUUCCACUCAGGUGUGCCUGAAAGACACUAGAGUUGAUCUCGUUGAGCGUAUCAUGGGAUGGUGCCGCAACACUGGGGAUAGUGAGAACCGGCUAAUGCUGUUGACUGCCGUGGCCGGCGCUGGCAAGACUUCGAUUGCACUCACGAUAGCAGAACGAUGUGCCAGCGAAGGGGAUGCUACCCUGUUAUUGCACUUCUUCUUCAAAGCAGGUGAACGGUCGCGGCCUGAUCUUCUAUUCAGUGGCAUGGCUCGAGCUUUGGCAGACCAUGACCCCAUUUACCGCACUUUCAUUACCUCUGCUCUUCGAAGCGACCCUAGUCUCUCAACAGCUUCAUUCACGAUGCAGUUCAAGAAAUUGGUGGCUCCAUCUCUACUCCAUAAACCUCCGCCUUCCGACUGUCCCAUGGUGAUCAUCAUCGACGCUUUAGAUGAAUGCGAUGAAGAAGCAUAUCAACCCCUUGCUAAGAUUCUUUGCGAGGAAGUACCCAAGCUAUCAUCUUCCAUAAAGUUUUUCGUUACUUCGAGACAUGUUGAUCUUGUUAAUCGCUCCCUCUCACGCCAUUUUCCUAUCGAUCACCUCACCAUUGAUCUCCUGGACGACACAAAUAUGCAUGACUGUGCUGCAUACAUCCGCUCCCAGCUGCAAGAGCUGAAGAAUUGGCAUCCCGAUUUAGCGCAUAAACUCCAGGAUGAGGAUAGUGUGGUGCAGGAGAUCCUGGAACGAGCGGGUGGUUUGUUUAUUUGGAUCAGCACCGUCUUUCGCUACAUGAAGAAGCCUAGGAAGAAUCCUAUGAUAACACUAGAGAGCCUGCUCGACACCGGGACCAAACGAUCAAAGGUGCCCACUGAGAAGAUGAUGGAUGACCUGUAUACGAGGAUUUUGAAGAAGUUUGAUUGGGAGGAUGAAGAUUUCGCGCAUGACUACCCGAUUGUGAUGGGAGCGAUCUUUGUUGCUCAGCAGCCUCUGUCUGUCGCAGCCUGGGAUGCAAUUUUGUCACCUUUUCUCAAUUCUUCUGUUCAAUAUGCGUUGGCUGAGCUUGCUCCUCUGCUCUCAGGAGUUGAGGAUUCCCACAUUCCUAUUCGCAUCUUACACCUAUCUUUCCGCGAUUUUAUUGUCGAUCGGAUCGAUCCCCAAACAAUCAGCUCUCGUUGCGCUCCCAUAGCUGUGGGGGUGGAUAAUGCCAGGGUUGCCCUGCGAUGCACCGAGAUUUUGAAUGAGGGUCUCUGCUCUGUAGAGGGCUUGGGCCUGAUUGGGAAGUUGUUCGAAAAAGAUGAAAUGCCGCAUAUUCCUCCAAAGGAGCUAUCUGAGCACUUUCGUUACGCAUGUCACCACAUUGUCCAUCACCUCAGUGGAGUCAAGGAACCAUCCGAGGAGCUUGCUGGGCCAGUUAGUAUGUUUCUGAGUCAGCAAGCAACUCGGUGGGUGGAAGUCUGUGUGAGAAUGGAAAGCUACAUCAGGAUCUUAUUACUCCCUGAGUGGGCCAAGUUGGCUGUUGUCCACAAGUCGGAAGAUGCUUUCAGCACACUGGCUAAUGUGCUUACCCAGCUUUGCUUCAAUUUGGGAUUUUUCUCACGAUUCCAGGAGGCAUAUGAGGCAGCAGAUGAUUCUGUUGUACUCUGCCGUUACCUUUUUUCUGUGGACUCGAGUUCCUACACCCCGCACUUGGCCGAGUCACUCAACAGUCUAUGGCAUGCCCUUUCCAAACUCGGACGGCACUCGGAGGCGCUCCCAAUCAUCGAAGAAGGUGUCAGACUCCACCGCCAGCUAGUUGCUCUUAACCCAGGAUCAUACACCCCAGAUUUGGCAACGUCACUCAACAAUCUAUGUAAUGCCCUUUCCAAACUUGGACGACACUCAGAGGCGCUCCCAUUCAUCGAAGAAAGCGUCAAACUCUACCGCCAGUUAGUUGCCGUUAACUCAGGAUCAUACACCCCGGAUUUGGCCUCGUCACUCAACAAUCUACAUAAUGCUCUUUCGUAUCUCAGACGGUACUCGGAGGCGCUCCCAUUCAUCGAAGAAAGUGUUGAACUCUACCACCAGCUGGUUGCUGUUGACCCAGGAUCAUACACCCCGGAUUUGGCCACGUCACUCAACAAUCUAUAUAUUGCUCUUUCGGAUCUCGGACAACACUCGGAGGCACUCCCAUUCAUCGAAGAAAGCAACAAACUCCGGCGCCGGUUAGUUGCCGUUAACCCAGGAUCAUACACCCCAAAAUUGGCCAUGUCGCUCAACAAUCUAUGUAACGCUCUUUCAGAUCUCGGACGACACUCGGAGGCGCUCCCAUUCAUCGAAGAAAGCGUCAUCCUCUACCGCCAGCUAGUUGCCGUUAACCCAGGAUCAUACACCCCAAAAUUGGCCAUAUCACUCAACAAUCUAUAUACUGCUCUUUCGGAUCUUGGACGACACUCGGAGGCGCUCCCAUUCAUUGAAGAAAGCGUCAUCCUCUACCGCCAGCUAGUUGCCGUUAACCCAGGAUCAUACACCCCAAAAUUGGCCAUAUCACUCAACAAUCUAUAUACUGCUCUUUCGGAUCUCGGACAACACUCGGAGGCGCUCCCAUUCAUCGAAGAAAGUGUUAAACUCUACCACCAGCUAGUCACUUUUAACCCAGGAGCAUACACCCGAGAAUUGGCCAGAUCAGUCGAGAACCUACGGGAAGCUCUUACCAAUCUCGGACGUCAUUCCGAGGCACGAAUGGUCCACAUUUGAGCAUGUUCUCCUCGUCACUGCAUCCUUCACAUUGCUGCCUGCACAUGGUGGGCAUGGAUAUAUAUUCGGCUCGGGAACACCAACAAAUUCAACCUCCAUUUUUUUGAU